ACUCAUUAUGACAGCACUACUUUCUUCUACUUCGUGGCUGAAAAGCGUCAGCUCAAAACAGAAGAAGCAGAACUUGAACCUGUAUGCUGCUGAAUAAUGUUCAACAGCAAUGGCUACUUACAACACGCUGCAGGACCGGAUCAGAGUAGCCAAGGAGCUGCUUGAGCGAGUGGACAAGAUUUGCAGUCGACAAGGCCGUGAGGUUGAGGGACGUGCUAAACUGUGCAGUAAGCUGCGGGCUGAGCUCAAAUUCCUCCAGAAGGUAGAGGCCGGCAAGGUUGUGAUCAAGGAGUCCCACCUGCAAAGUACCAAUCUCACUCAUCUGAGGGCCAUCGUCGAAUCAGCCGAGAAUCUAGAAAAUGUGGUGAGUGUCCUGCACGUGUUCUCCUACGAGGGACCUGAUGGCCAGAAGCAGACGUUGGUGGUUGACGUGGUGGCGAAUGGCGGACACACUUGGGUGAAAGCCAUCGGCCGCAAGGCGGAGGCACUGCACAACAUCUGGCAAGGUCGUGGCCAGUAUGGGGAUAAAAGCGUUAUACGACAAGCAGAAGAUUUCCUGGAGGCCAGUCGGCAGCAGCCUGUGCAGUACAGCAACCCUCACAUUAUAUUUGCCUUCUACAAUGGGGUCUCCAGUCCUAUGGCAGACAGGCUCAAAGAGAUGGGCAUAUCUGUGAGAGGUGACAUUGUUGCUGUUAAUACAAUGAUCGGAGUUGGAGAAGAGGAAGAGGAUGAAGACAGUGAAGACAAACCUGGUUGUGUGGAAGAGGAACAGGAGGGAGAGAAUGAAGCUUUAGUUGAGGAAGAAGAGGAAGUUGAUGACGACGACGACAGUGAUGACACAGAGCUUAUGCACACCCGUGUUGAUCGAGACACCAUUGUGGCCAGCCUUGCCUUCCCCACUGAAGUGAAGGUGGACGUGUGCAACAGGGUGAACCUUGACAUCACCACUUUGAUCACGUAUGUGUCGUCCCUCAGCCACGGCAACUGUCACUUCACUUUUAAGGAAGUGGUGCUGACUGAACAGGCCGCUCAGGAACGCCAAGAGAAGGUCCUGCCCCAGCUGGAGGAGUUCAUGAAGGGAAAAGAGCUGUUUGCUUGUCAUUCCGCGGUUGAGGAUUUCCAGGUGAUCUUGGAUACGUUAGGAGGCCCAGGAGAAAAAUCCAGAGCCAAGGAGCUGCUGGCCAGGCUUAAAGUAGUUCCGGAUCAGCCCUCUGAGCGCACCAAACGCUUAGUUACGAGCUCAAAGGUGAAUCAUAGAUCACUGAUGAUCUUUGGGACAGGGGACACCUUGCAGGCCAUCACGAUGACUGCGAAUAGCGGAUUCGUUCGCGCUGCUGCUAACCAGGGUGUGCGAUACAGCGUGUUCAUCCACCAACCUCGUGCACUCACUGAGGGGAAAGAAUGGAGAGCAACUCCAAUAUGACUGACGGGCUGUAAAAGACUUAUGUCAGGAGGUUAUUGUAUAAGAUAUGGACAGUUAUUGGAUGAGAGAUGGCUAGAGUUAUUUAUCAUUCUUAAAGCCAGACAUUCAUGAGAGGCACUACUGUAUAGACACAAAUAAAUUGUAUGGCUGGUUGGAUACAGACACUCAGCAAUCUUUAUGUAAACUCAGUGAGCUUAGUGCCUCAAAUGUAAUUCAAUGCAAAGCCAGCAGAGAUGUCAAAUUAACCAAAUGUAUGAUUAUAUCAAAAAUAUAGUGUCAAAACAGUGUUUAAACAGAGGCGUAUACUUUUUUUUCAAAGCUCUCGUCUACAUGCCUCAGGGUUUUAUUAUUAUUAUUAUUUCAAUUUCUUUUCACAAACCUGAUCAUCUGGUGACAUAAAUUGUCAUAAGAGUACUAAAUAAACUCUUCAAAUGA
Molecule: messenger RNA, 1858 nt
Organism: Carassius gibelio (silver crucian carp)
Lineage: Eukaryota; Metazoa; Chordata; Actinopteri; Cypriniformes; Cyprinidae
Gene: ca2h7orf25
Product: chromosome A2 C7orf25 homolog
Exons: 2
Coding region: 110-1423 (437 amino acids)
Source: RefSeq, a predicted model, not a curated record